UUUGUCAUAUUGUUUAUUUUGUGCAUUUUAUUUUUGAACAUUUUUAAUAUAUCGUCGGUAAAAAUAAGUUAAAAUGCUUGAUUCUGUAAAACGUGUAAUAUUGGUUCUUUCUGGUAAAGGAGGUGUCGGAAAAUCUACAGUUAGCACCCAAUUGGCGCUAACUUUAAAAGAAAGAGGUUAUAAGGUUGGAUUACUAGAUAUAGAUUUGUGUGGGCCUAGUGUUCCAUACUUAUUGAACUUGGAGAACCAAAAUGUACACCAAGGACCUGAAGGAUGGAUUCCAGUCUAUUUAGACAACGAACAGAGGCUCGGCGUGAUGUCAAUAGGUUUCUUACUAAGCUCCCGAAACGAUGCCGUAGUGUGGAGAGGACCAAAGAAGACAUCAAUGAUAAAACAGUUCUUAGAAGAUGUUUGCUGGCAGGAACUUGAUUUCCUUGUUAUUGAUACUCCUCCAGGAACUUCAGAUGAACACAUCACAGUGAUGGAGAAUCUUCGUCAGGUGCCACAAUGUGGUGCUAUAAUAGUGACCACACCACAAGAAGUUGCCAUAGAAGAUGUGCGGAAGGAGAUCACAUUCUGCAAAAAGACUGGCAUACCUAUCCUUGGUAUUAUUGAAAAUAUGAGCGGAUAUGAGUGCCCAAACUGCAGUGAAUGCACGAACAUCUUCUCAAGUGGUGGCGGGAAGUCACUAGCAGAUAUUGCCAAAAUACCAUUCAUGGGCAGUGUGCCCAUAGACCCCAGGGUUGGGAAACUGGCAGGACAAGGGUUAGCAGCCAUCAAGGAACUACCGGACUCUACAACAAGCAAAGUGUUCAGUGAAUUAGUCAACCAAUUAGCUCUGAAUGGCCUGUGAGGUUGUUGGAAAAAGUUUUUAUAUAUUUUAAAAUCAUGGAUAUUUAUUUAUGCAUUGUCUUGCUCCACUAUCAAAAAGUUGAAACAGUCAAAAUUACUGAAAUUUUAAUUGUGAUAUUUAAAGUUAUAUGCUUUCGAUAAGCUACUGUAUCUACUUGUACUAUUCUUGCAACAAAUAUUAUUGAUUAAUAUUUUUACUAAGACAUAAAACCUUUGAAUAUUAUUCAGGUUGCUGGCUUUAGUAUUUUAUGCCAAAUAUGUAUAACGAAACUUGUUUUAGAAGACAAUAAGAUGCAUCCCAAAUUGGGGUCCUCAUAGAGGCAAGUACCACAUUGCAGCAAAUAACUGUUCUUAGAGGUAUCAACUGUAUAAACAUAAUAUAUACAAUUGCAAUGUCCAUUUUAAUACUGCUCAUUAGCAAGCAAUUUAGUUUUAAGCAAAAAUGUAAGUAAUUAUAUACUAUCAUUCCGUUGAUGUUGUGUUGGUGUAAAUAAAUGAAAUACAUCUUGUUAA
Messenger RNA from Spodoptera litura, 1365 nucleotides. RefSeq names its product NUBP iron-sulfur cluster assembly factor 2 (gene Nubp2). Gene Ontology annotation, molecular function: ATP-dependent FeS chaperone activity; ATP binding; 4 iron, 4 sulfur cluster binding. Gene Ontology annotation, cellular component: cytosol. Lineage: Eukaryota; Metazoa; Arthropoda; Insecta; Lepidoptera; Noctuidae. The record is from RefSeq and is a predicted model, not a curated record. Gene Ontology annotation, biological process: iron-sulfur cluster assembly.